GGGGAGCGCCAGACCGCGCCGGCCCAGGCGGCACUGAGCAGGGCUGCUAACCCUGUUGAAAUGCCGUCCGGCGCUGCUGCUGCUCGGCCGCGGGAGGCUGCAGCUGUUGCCUACGUGACUCCCGGCGCAUACCUCACUCAAACCCACCCCCGAAAGGGCCCGCCGACCGGCAGCGUCUCAUCCCCUGACAAAACAGCAUGAAAUAUUCAGUGAAUUCCCAACGUGUGCACGUUGCGCGAGCGUGGAACGAGGGAGGUGGGGGAGACAGCGAGGGAGGGGACCGCAGGGGGAGGAGGGGGGAAGAGGGGAGAAAGAACAAGAGCAGGAGGGGGAGAAAGAGAGGGAGCGAGGGGGAGAGAGAGGGAGAUUGAGAGGGGAGCCAGAGCACAGCUGACAGCUUGCAAGCAACUCCCCCUAGCAACAGCCACCAGACCGAGGCCUCCCAUUGGCCGGCCAGCUCCUGGCAUCACAAUGUGGUAAAGGCCCCCGAACCAAUGGGAAGGCCCUCCUGGAGAGCUUCUGCUUCAGGAUUCCGCUUUUGCCAUGGCAACAGCACACUGCCUCACGCUCAGAGGCAUGGCUGCAGCAGAAUGGAGCCCCCUCUGGAAAAGCCGAGGAAGCUGAGCCUAUAGUUUGCUUCCAUCUCUUCUUUUUUUGUUUCUUUUUUAUCCCCAGCACUCUUGACAUUUAAAGCAAUAGCUCUCCUUUUCUUGAGGGAGAAGGGCAACAGUCCAGCCCCGGUCUGGUUCGCCUGGCCCAUUAUCCCUCUGCCUCUCAGAAAAGCAAGUUAAGGACUCGUGUGAAAACAACACUACUACAAUACUUUCAGGACUGCCAGCCUCAUGUUCUUUAUCGGAGGCUGCUUUUGUCUGGGUGCAUUCUUUCUGAUUAACCACGAUGUCAGAAGCUGCAGUGCAUUAGUCACAGGCCUCACUCCGAUACCAUCCACUUCGACGCGGAAGGACUUUAUUGGGAUAAACGCGGUCAGAUUCGGACGCUCUGCCGUUUACCCACACCCAGCAUGCUCCACACGGGCCCACACUCCUACCGCUCUGCAGGGACUUGACCUCUCCUCCCUGAACUCUGACCCGCAGUCCCCCGAAAGGUCAGAGGUCACGGGGGAAGGCAGAGGCCUGGAGAACACGCAGACUCCACUCAAGGGAAGACAGGGAGGGAGCGCGUACCAGGACACCGCGCACGACGGGAAGCGAUCGCAUUCGGGCGCGGACAGGAGGGCUGGGGUCACGCCGGGCGCUCUGGGGGGGGGGUCCGGAAAGACUGCUCCCCGCCAGCGAGUCCGCGCCCUGGCUGCUGAGGAGUGCGGAGAGUGCAGCGUCUGUGUGGAGUCUGCGUGCUCUCCAGGUGUGGGCCCGGGCUGCCGAGCGCUGGUCAUGAGCCCGCUGGCCGUCCUGUACAGGGGCUUGCCCGCGUGCACCACCGGGUUUCCCAACAGCUCCUUCCCCCAGCACUGAUUGUACUCACCGGUCCUGCCAAUCAAGCGCCCUGAGCUGAACCGAACCGAACUGAGAGAGAGAGAGAGACGGGCGAGG
Molecule: messenger RNA, 1550 nt
Organism: Lepisosteus oculatus (spotted gar)
Lineage: Eukaryota; Metazoa; Chordata; Actinopteri; Semionotiformes; Lepisosteidae
Source: RefSeq, a predicted model, not a curated record